AAUAUACAAAAAUUAUAAACAUAUAACUUCUAUCAAUAUAUUAAGUUCCACAACAUCAUUGCUCAUUAAUAUUUCCAAUUAUUAGAUACCAUUAGAUUCCCAUCUCAUUCAUUUUUUUCAUCUUAUUUUCUGCUUACCCCAUAUUGAAGCGCAAAAAUCUUAAAGUAAGUUAAGGUAAGCCUAGCCAACCUAAUAUUCACAUCACUCCACAUCACAUUUUGCACACAAUAAACACAAAUUUUCAACACAUUUUGCCUGAAUUACAUUUUAAGUAUCAUCCCAAUAUGAUGAGUUUAAAUAGUACUAAUAAUAAUUCAAUUAGUAUACCCCCUCAUUUAUUAUCUAAUACUCAUACAAGUACUACUAGUAAUAAUAAUAAUAAUACUACUACUAACAAUAAUAAUAACAACAGUAACACCAAUUCUCAAAUUUUCACUCCUACAGAUCAACAUUUACUUUAUUCGAAUAUUCAAGCCAACUACAAUAUGAAUAAUGCUAAUAAUUCCAAUAAUCCUCGUGGAAAUCAUUACAGACAAUCGUCAGUAACUUCCGCAGGAACUGGUUCUCCUGGUAAAAAUAUAGUUUCUUCAACACCUCCUUUAUUCACAACUUCUCCUUCUCGCCGAAAUAGCAAUAGCAUAUGGAAUUCAAAUACCAAUGGUCCCACUAAUAACGUAAAUUUACCUUCUACUCCAGGAAGUAAUUUGCCCAAUGCACAGAGAAGGUCUUCUAUUGAUAUUUGGGCGCAAAAUCCAAAUCCAAAUUCAAUUUCCAAUGCAAAUACUAAUGGAACUUCGUCAACUACUUCAAAUAUUUGGUCUCAACCAAGUCCACCAUUUUUAAAUUCUCCUUCUGAAAAUUCAGGUAAUAAUUAUUAUUCUGGUAAUAAUAAUGCUCCAUUAUCUAAUAGAAAUUCAUUUGCUAGUUCAUCUCAAGUACAACAAAUUCCUCCUGGUCUUGGAAAUACUUCCUCUCAAUUUUCAAUGAGCGGUCUUCCUUCAGUACCUUCUCAAGAUGAAUACCAAGGUUAUUCUCCUACAAAUAUUUUAGAAUUCAACCCUUUAGAUUCAAGAAGACAUUCUUAUAGUGAUAUAUACACUUAUACAAACAAUAAUAGCAAUAAUCCUUCACAUAAUCCAAUUAAUCAAUCAGUUUUGGGUCCUGCUGCUCCUUUACCUACAAGUUCAUCAGCUUUGGAUUCAACUUUCCAACUUGUUAAUGAAUAUUUUGAAACCGAUCCCCAUGAAAGAGUUAAGGUUACGCUUAAAUUAUUAGAAGAAAGAUUUUUUGAUGAAGAAAAAUAUCUUGGUGAAGCUUAUCAAUUACCAAAAUUUCUCACAGAGAAUGCACUCCGUGAUUGUCAAUUGGUAUUGGUUGGAUUUAAAGCUGGAAGGAUUGAUGUGUUUUAUUUACCAUCCAAUGCCUCUCCAGACUUGAUGAAUUUAAAAGUUGGUGACUUGGUAAUUGUAGAGGCCGAUAGAGGUAAAGAUUUAGGGAAAGUAUUCAAGAUGAAUAUCUCUAUUGAUGAAGCAAGAUUAAUGAAGUUACUUCAAUUUCAAGAGCAGCAGGCUGCUUUAAACGAAGCUGAGUUUUUAGAUGAAAACUUAUCUGUCAAGCAAAUGAGUGAACAUCAACAAUCACCCAACAGUCCAUCCGUUGCUCCUCCUACACUUCAUUUCCCCAAACCAAUCUUAUCUUUGGCUCAAACAAAUGAAAUUUUCCAAAUUUUAAAUAAAAAGCAAGAUGAAGAAAAAGCAUGUCGUUUAUGUUUGGCCAAAAUUGCAGCCGCAACAAGUCAAUUGGGUGGCCAAUCAAUUACUUCUUUAAAUUCUUCUGGAUCUACAAUCAUUAAUGGGGUAACUAUACCUGCCAAUUCGCCAAUUACUUCACCUAUUACCACGUUGAGUUCAGCUACUCAAGCGGAUUUAUUACAGAUGAAGUUGAUCGAUGCAGAAUACCAAUUUGACCGUAAGAAGUUGAUAUUUUACUAUUCAACAUCAAAAAGAAUAGAUUUUAGAGAGUUGGUCAGAGAAUUAUUCAGAAUUUAUAAAACACGUAUUUGGAUGUGUGCAGUAGUUGGCUUACCUUAUACUGUGUCAGGUUCGAUUCCCUCAUCAUCAUCAUCAUUGUCCGACGCUUCUAUGAUAAGUUCUGGUUCAGCUAAUACUGCACCUACAGGAAGAAUGUCCUCGGCAUCUAGGGCAUCAUUGCCAAACACUAGCCCCACUAGUAACUUUAGAUUGAAAGAUCCAUUUGGAAAUACCACUAUGGUACAACAGCAGAACCCCAAUCAGCAUGGAUUCUUUGAUAGAAGAUUCUCUUUACAAUCUGUUCCUCAGUAUAAUCAAUUUUCUGCCAUGAAUAAUGAUUUGAUACAAAUUCCGAGAAGAUUUUUGGCUGAGCAUCAACAGCAAGCUCAAGCAGAUUCUCAAGUACAUGCUCACCAUCAUAGACAGUCACUGUACGGUGAGCAUUAUGGAUAUGGACGUAGUGCCAGCUUAAGUCAAGUACCAAGCCAACAACUGCAACACCAAAGUACAGUAUGGAUGAAUAACCUGAAUGAUCCAGCAAUCAAUCAAUUUAAUGUUUUAGCUGGUAAUGGCCAAUUUCAGCCACAAGUAUUAUCUGACUUUCAGCACCAACAGCAAUAUAACCAACAAAGAGUACAACCAAAUACAUAUAUGCAAGCCUUACCUGAGAGCCUUUCUAAGCAACCACUAGAAAGUAACGGUACUGGUACUAGAUCAGACUCCAUCCAUCAUUCUCCAUUUAAAAAGGAGGCAGAGGAUGGAUCAACGUCAUCAAUCUCAAGUACAUCUGGAGAAUCUUCCUUCAUGUUGAAGAGUUUGGUCGAUUCUAUUAAUCAUUAGUCUUUGACUCACCUAUAUUUUUGUAUUGUUUACUUUUGCUUGAUUUUUUUUUUUAAAUUUUUCUUUUAUUAUUAGACGGACGAAACAAAAAGGAGGACGAAGUUUUGGUGGUUUUCAUAUUAUUGUUUUAUAAUCAAUAAUUUUAUUUUAUUAGAUUUCGUUUAAAUUCUCGAAUGGAUACUUUAUUUAUAGUGAUACAGGUUCAAUUUCAAUUUCAAUUUCAGUUAUAAUUUCAGAAUUAGAUGCUUAGAAUUUUCAAUACACAGCUACAUUUAUACUUAUUAUAAUUUUUAGGGUUCUGGAGUAGUUAAAAAGGUAAAGAGAAGGAUGCUUUUUAUAUACUUAUAUACUUAAACUUAAAUAUACAAAUGUUUUAAAUGAAA
This is a messenger RNA of Scheffersomyces amazonensis, 3253 nucleotides long. RefSeq lists its product as uncharacterized. Gene Ontology annotation, cellular component: cytoplasm. NCBI's taxonomy places the organism in Eukaryota, Fungi, Ascomycota, Pichiomycetes, Serinales, Debaryomycetaceae. Bases 285 to 2870 code for a protein of 861 amino acids. The record is from RefSeq and is a predicted model, not a curated record. The transcript has a single exon.